Molecule: messenger RNA, 778 nt
Organism: Cynara cardunculus var. scolymus (artichoke)
Lineage: Eukaryota; Viridiplantae; Streptophyta; Magnoliopsida; Asterales; Asteraceae
Exons: 1
Coding region: 42-443 (133 amino acids)
Source: RefSeq, a predicted model, not a curated record
AUCUUCCACCGCCUCCUAAUCUCAAACCAACCGGAAUCCAAAUGACGCCGGCGACCGGAUUUUCAUACCACCGACUGCAGAACGAAGGCGAUAAUGACUACGAGGAAGAAAUGAAGAGAGCGAUUGAUCACGUGAAGUCGAGAAUCCAACGAUCUUCCAGGUUGAAGAGAGUGCACAUGAGGAAGAGGUUGAAGAUGAAGAUCCCGAGCUUGAGGAAGUUUGUGAGGAGGAGAGCUCGAGUGGUUAUGGUUUCCAUGGCGAAGGUUCUGAAGAGGCUUAAGGACAGUCAAUCGCAUUUUGGCGACUUAUUUGCUGGUAAUUAUUUGUUUAUGCAAGUUAAUCCUGCUCCUCUGAAAUCUUCUUCUUCGCCAUAUGCAAUUAAUCAUGGAUCUAUUAAAAGGAUAGAAGAUGAAUUGCGCCGUCCUUCCCCUAGGGUUUCGUAAUUUGAUUGAUCGAUCUCGGAUGACGAUAGAUCAUCGAUCCACUGAGACGACGUUGAUUAAAUGCUGAAUAACUAGUUGAUUAACUAAUUAAUUAAUUAAUCGAUGUUCGUCCUUCAUUUCUGAAUCUAAGCUAUGAUGAUCUUCGUCCAAAUCAUAUCCAAUUAUCCAUGGAAUCAAGUAGUUAAUUGAUCGUUUUAGAAACAAAAUUAGGUUUUGCAUGGAGAUGAUGGUGAUGGAUUUGGUUUCUGUAUCAAUAUGCUUUACUAUCUGCAUUCCUUGAGGAUGAUUACUAUCUCCUAUUGUAUUUUAUUGUCAUUAUUAUUUUUUCAGAAGUA